AAAUUGACCCACUUGCUCCCACCUUUUCUAUGUGGGACAAAGUAAAAAGCACUCAUUUUGUUUUAACAAACAAAAUUCCAACAUCAUGGACAUCCGUACUCAUGCCGCUGGACAGUAAAAAAGAGUUAUAAAUUAGCUGCUUAGGGGAAGAGUCCAUAUAUGACCCCUCUUCAAGAGAAGAACUCUAGAGAAAGAGAGCGAAGAUAGCCAAUGGAGCCUUCAAGCAAACUCCACCGAGCGCACGUACUAGUCGUCCCCUACCCCGGCCAAGGCCACAUAAACCCCAUGCUCCAAUUCUCCAAGCGCCUGGUCUCCAAAGGCCUCAAAGCCACCCUCGUCCUCACCGUCCACAUCGCCAAAUCCAUGCACGCCGACCCCUCCUCGUCCAUCAACCUCGAGACCAUCUCCGACGGCCAUGACCUCGGCGGCCGCGCCUCGGCCAAAUCCAUGCAGGCCUACCUGACGUGCUUCCAGACCGUUGGGUCAAGGGGCCUGGCCGAGCUGAUCCAUAAGCUCGACUGCUCGGGCCGACCGGUCGACGCGAUCAUCUAUGACGGGUUCCUCCCGUGGGUGCUCGACGUGGCCAAGCAGUGCGAAAAGCUCGGAGUGGUUUUCUUCACGCAGACAUGUGCGGUCAACAACAUAUAUUACCAUGUGCAGCGCGGCUUGCUCCCGCUCCCGCUCUCGGGGGACAGUGUCAAGGUCCCGGGGCUGCCACCUCUGGAGCCGUCGGAGACGCCUUCGUUUGUAUGCAAGCUGGGGACGUACCCUGCCUUUUACGACAUGGUGAUCAACCAAUUCAUGAACGCGGAUGAAGCUGAUUUUGUGCUCUGUGACACCUUCUACGAGCUGGAGAAAGAGGUGGUUGACUGGAUGUCCACCAACUUGUGGCCGCUGAAGACCAUCGGCCCCACCCUCCCCUCCCUCUACCUGGACAAGCGCCUCCCCGAUGACGCCGCCUACGGCAUCAACCUCUUCACCCCGACCACCACCUCCACCGUCUUCACCUGGCUCCGCCACCACCCGCCCCAUUCCGUGGUCUACGUCUCCUUCGGCAGCUUCGCCGAACUUGACCCCUCCCAGUUCUCUGAGCUUGCCCACGGCCUUGCCCUUGCCGGCCACCCCUUCCUCUGGAUCGUUCGAUCAUCCGAGCAGCACAAGCUCCCUCGCGAUCUCAUGGACUCGAUCCCCUCCAAGGAAGCUCUCAUUCUCCCGUGGUGCGAUCAACUGGAAAUACUCACAAACGAUUCUAUCGGAUGCUUUGUCACCCACUGUGGGCUCAACUCAGUGAUCGAGGCGAUCUGCCUGGGGGUCCCGAUGGUGGCGAUGCCGCAGUGGACGGACCAGGGGACGAAUGCCAAGUUCGUGGAGGAUGUGUGGAGGGUCGGGGUUAGGGCUAGGGCCGAUGAGGCAGGGCUUGUCAGGAGGGAGGAGGUGGAGAGGCGCGUGAGGGAGGUAUUAGGAGGAGGGGAGAGAGGGGUGGAGAUGGCGGACAGCGCGAGGAGGUGGAUGGCGGCGGCAAAGGCGUCCAUCAGCGAAGGUGGUAGCUCUGAUCGGAACAUCGAUGACUUCGUGGCGAAGCUGGCGACUCGUUCGUCGGUAGAGUAGUAGACGAAUCACUAGAUAAAAUUUGAUUCAAGCAUUUCCGUUCAAAAGACUUCGACGUGGGUCAAAAUUGAAGUACGAGUUCUAUCCCUCUCUCAUGUAGUAGUUAUUGCA
Messenger RNA from Eucalyptus grandis, 1719 nucleotides. RefSeq names its product UDP-glycosyltransferase 74F2. Lineage: Eukaryota; Viridiplantae; Streptophyta; Magnoliopsida; Myrtales; Myrtaceae. The coding region runs from base 211 to 1608 and encodes 465 amino acids. The transcript has 2 exons. The record is from RefSeq and is a predicted model, not a curated record. Gene Ontology annotation, molecular function: UDP-glycosyltransferase activity.